CCUGCCGGGCUCGGGGCACUAUCCUCCCACCGCCUCGCUGACCUCCUGCCGGCCCGCCCGGCCCGCUGGGCCCAGUUGGCCGCCUCCCGGAGCCGCGGGAGCCGGAGUGCCUCUGGAAGCUCUCAGUCAGGUGGUGUUCAUGAUAGUUGCCACUUCCUGCACAUGCAGUGACAUGACAACCUGAAGAGGUGUCCACAGCUCAGAAGAAAAUUCUGGAGACAAGAGUGAAGCACUCUUUUAAGAGGUGCUGUGUCACCCACACUUGAUGAUGGAUUUGCGGGCAUGGAGAGCGUGUGGAAGGACCGAGUUCUUGUUGGCAGAGGAGGUUGGCUGCUGAGCCAGGGCGUGUCUCCAGGAGGCCUGCCAGGCUGCCUGGAUCCCCACCUCGCCACCAUGGGCCGGCCAGGCUGACCAGCCAGUUCCUGCUGGAGGCUCCUGACAUCACCUGGGGAGAUGACGUCCAGGCCCCCCGACUGCCUUCUGCGGCUGCUCCGGGGUGCCCCGAGGCAGCGGCUCUGCACCCUGUUCAUCAUCGGCUUCAAGUUCACGUUUUUGGUCUCCGUCAUGGUCUACUGGCACAUUGUGGGAGAGCCCGGGGGCCAAGGGCAGUUCUCUAACCUGCCUGCUGACAUACCCUGCCCGCGCUUGGUCCCCCGCACACCGCCCUCCGGCACCCCACCUCCCGGCAACAUCUUCUUCCUGGAGACCUCCGACCGGACGGACCCCAACUUCCUGUUCAUGUGCUCAGUGGAGUCAGCAGCCAGGGCCCAGCCUGAGUCCCGGGUGGCGGUCCUGAUGAAGGGGCUGCCCGGCGGGAACGCCUCCCUGCCCCGGCACCUGGGCCUCUCGCUUCUGGGCUGCUUCCCCAACGUCCAGAUGCUCCCGCUGGACCUGCAGGAGCUGUUUCGGGACACGCCCCUGGCAGCCUGGUACGCGGCCCUGCAGCGGCGGUGGGAGCCCUACGUGCUGCCCGUGCUCUCCGAUGCCUCCAGGAUUGCGCUCAUGUGGAAGUUCGGAGGCAUCUACCUGGACACGGACUUCAUCGUCCUCAAGAGCCUGGGGAACCUGACCAACGCGCUGGGCACCCAGUCCCGCUAUGUCCUCAACGGCGCCUUCCUGGCCUUCGAGCGCCACCACGAGUUCAUGGCGCUGUGCAUGCGCGACUUCGUGGCCCACUACAACGGCUGGAUCUGGGGCCACCAGGGCCCACAGCUGCUCACGCGGGUCUUCAAGAAGUGGUGCUCCAUCCGCAGCCUGGGCGAGAGCCACGCCUGCCGCGGCGUCACCACCCUGCCCUACGAGGCCUUCUACCCCAUCCCCUGGCAGAACUGGAAGAAGUACUUUGAAGACGUCAGCCCCGAGGAGCUGUCCCGGCUGCUCAACGCCACCUACGCUGUCCAUGUGUGGAACAAGAAGAGCCAGGGCACGCGCUUCAAGGCCACGUCCAGGGCACUGCUGGCUCAGCUCCACGCCCGCUACUGCCCCACGACGCACAAGGCCAUGAAGCUUUACUUGUGAGGGGCCUGGCUGGCUCCCUCCGUGCCCCCAGCAUCCUGAAGGAAAGGGAUCGGCCACCCUUCCUGGGGAGACCUGAGCUGCUGCAGCCCGGGAUCUGGGGCAGAGGCAGCGGGGAGGGCGGGGAACUGUCGGCCCAAGAGCUGCUACCGGAAGGCGUGCUGCGGGCCCCGGGACCUGCUCCCUUCAAGCUAGCGGGAGGCUGGUGGGCCUGGUCGCCUCUACCCCUAGGCCAGUGCACUGUCACAGGGCAGAGGCGACCAGUGGUGGGGGAAGGGUGCCCAGCCAGAAUCACCUGGAGUGCACCGGGUAAGCAUCCUGGGUCUUGUAGACAACAGGCAAGCCCAGCAAGUAUGAAAGCAUCUUCCAGGGCAGCGCGGGAAGCAGGCAGGCUGGGGCUGAAGUGCCCACUAGGGGAGCACGGAGAAGCCCAAGGAAAGGGGGUAGGAAGGAAGGAGAGGAGGCCGCUUGUGGGGUAGCCAGAAAGCACACCCAGCUUCGUGAGCCCAAGGGGUGGGGUGCUUUUGGGGUUUGGGUUUCUUUUUCAAGGGGGCCGAGGCCGGCAGAGCUGGCCUGGGGAGCUCUUUGGGGGAGGGCCUGCCUGCCCACCUCAUCCUUCUUUCCAGAAAUGUUGCAGGAGUGACACGUGCCAGCUGCCCACUCACGGGCAGGGGCCCUGGAGUUCUUGUGGCUCAGGAAAAGCAUUUUAAAGGAAACACCCCUUACCCUACCCGCAAUAAACACAAUAAAAGUGAGAAUAAUAAAUACAAUAUUUAGUGCUUUUUGCUUGAUGAUAUACAUUCAUUCGCACUGUUGGCCUCACCCUGCAGCUGAGGAGGCAGCUGGGGCUGGCGGUGGUGGUGGUGGGGACGGUGAGGUCACGCAGCCUGCCUAGGUCAGGGGGGCCCGGGGGCCUGGCCGCUGGGCAGGCUCACGGCCCCGGUGCUGGAGAGCAACUGCGGUGGAGAAUGGGAGAAGCCUGCUUCCCACCUCCCUUUUCAAGGCUCACAGACAGCCUCAGUCAGGCCCCAUGCCCGCCCCCACCCCAUAAUGAGCCUGAAUCUGUUCUAAACUGAGCCAAAUACGGAGCCCACCACCAGACUGGGGGCGUGUACCUCCAAGCUUAGAGGAGGCCCAGGGAGGGUGGUGUGAGGCCUGUGGGAUCUCUCCUGCCUCACCCUGGCUGUCUGGCGGAGAACCUAGGAGAGACAGAAGUACCGUGCCGGCAGCCCCAGGGAUGGGUCAGAGGAAAAUCUGCUCCUUGCAGGGUGAGGCCCCAGCUGGUUUGUGUUGAGGAUGGAAGCUGCCUGUGAGAGCUGGGCGUUCCGCCGGGCUGGAGAAGCCCUCCCUGUAGGAAGCUAGGAUGGGCGAUGCUGUCAGAAACUCUGGGCGUCAGCAGGCUGCUCUGUGGCAGCCGAGGGGGAGGUGUUUAGAGGCCUCUGGAUUCUGCCAGCAGAAGGUCUCGGGCAGGACUGCCCUGGUGGCGCAGUGGUUAAGAAUCCGCCUGCCAACACAGGGGACACGGGUUCGAGCCCUGGUCUGGGAAGAUCUCACAUGCCGCGGAGCAACUAAGCCCGUGCGCCACAACUACUGAGCCUGCGCUCUAGAGACCGCGAGACACAACUACUGAGCCCGCGUGCCACGACUACUGAAGUUUGCGUGCCUAGAGCCUAUGCUCUGCAACAAGAGAAGCCACGACAAUGAGAAGCCCGCGCACCACAACAAAGACCCAACACAGCCAAAAAGUAAUAUAAUUAAUUAAUUAAUUAAUUUUUAAAAAAAGGUCUUGCGCAGCCUGGUAAGGAGGUGAGAUCCAUGGCUGUAGGGGUAUUCAAGAGCAGGUAAUGUUUUUGAUGAGAACCAUGAAUACUGUGUCAGUUAUUUCUCCAACCACAACGUCACCUCACCUAUCUUUUAAAAUUUUCUUAGAAUGAGUAGAUUUUACUUUAAUAAUACAAACAAUCUCUCUCUCUCUCUCUCUCUCUAUAUAUAUAUAUAUAUACUCGAGCAAGU
Messenger RNA from Balaenoptera acutorostrata (minke whale), 3528 nucleotides. RefSeq names its product alpha 1,4-galactosyltransferase (P blood group) (gene A4GALT). Gene Ontology annotation, molecular function: acetylglucosaminyltransferase activity. The coding region runs from base 454 to 1518 and encodes 354 amino acids. The record is from RefSeq and is a predicted model, not a curated record. NCBI's taxonomy places the organism in Eukaryota, Metazoa, Chordata, Mammalia, Artiodactyla, Balaenopteridae. The transcript is spliced from 4 exons. Gene Ontology annotation, biological process: protein O-linked glycosylation.